Messenger RNA from Zerene cesonia (dogface butterfly), 1433 nucleotides. Its product is annotated as zinc finger protein 501-like. Gene Ontology annotation, cellular component: nucleus. The transcript is spliced from 6 exons. Lineage: Eukaryota; Metazoa; Arthropoda; Insecta; Lepidoptera; Pieridae. Bases 152 to 1309 code for a protein of 385 amino acids. Gene Ontology annotation, molecular function: zinc ion binding. The record is from RefSeq and is a predicted model, not a curated record.
UACGCAUCAGCUGGAAUCAAUGAAAUCAGGAAUGCGACUUUUUCUUUAUUAUUAAUUUAACCAUUGAGCUGUAAACUUCAUAGGUCGAUGAAAUAAACUGAGAGUAUAUUUAUCAUAUAUAUUUAUUAAGCAAGAAGUUAAAAUUUUCAUCAUGGAAACGUCAAAUUUGUGCCGCGGUUGUAUGAAAGAAGUCGAUAUUUCAGAAAAAGUAAACACUGACCAAGAUACAUUGGAGAUGUUUUGUUAUUGUACGAAUAUUAAGAUUACUCAAGAUGAUGUAUUGCCAACAGAGUUCUGUCAAGAUUGUAAACUUAGCAUAGAGUCUUCAUACAGCUUCAUUAAAAGAGCUCAUCAUGUAAAUAUAACUUUAAGAAAUAUAUCAUUAAGGCAAUCGUCUAGUGUUAUUGUUAUACCAAAGAAAACCAAAGAUAUACAAAAGGAAAUCUUAUUAGAUGAAAAUAGAGUUAAAGAUUCUUUAUCAAUUGUUGAAAGUUGCAAUGACAUUGAUACUAAUGAUCAUAAAAUAGAAGCUAUUGAAAAAGUUAUAAGUACAAAUGAGAUGGAAUUUGUUAAAAAUGAUAUCAAAACAGAUGCAAAGAAUGUAUGCCCAGAAUGUAAGAAAACUUUCGUAUCUAAAGCGUGGUUUAACAAGCAUAUGGAAAAUGAAUGCUCAGGACGGGAUUUUGAGUGCAAAAUAUGUAAUAAAAAGUUCCCAAAGAAGUCGAAGCUAGCGGAACACAGCACAAUCCACUCAGAGCAAGGCCAGUAUGUGUGCAACACUUGCGGGCGGCAGUUCAGGCGGCGCAAGCAGCUGACGUCGCACCUGAUAUCGCACUCCUCAGAACGCCCGUACACUUGUGAGAAAUGUUCCAAGAGCUUCAAAUUAAAGAGAAUACUCAUUGGCCAUAUGAAGAUACAUGAUGAUGUGAAGCAAUACUUGUGCUCAUUUUGUGGAUGGAGCACAACUCAGGCGAACAACCUGCAAGUGCACCAGCGCGCGCACACGGGCGCCAAGCCGUACGCGUGCGAGUGCGGCUUCCGCACGGCCACGCGCUCGUCGCUGCGCCGCCACCGCCUGCGCCACUCGCAGCGGCGCGCGCACGCGUGCUCGCACUGCGGCAAGGCGUUCUACGACGUCAGCGCGCUGGUGCGUCACCGGCGCACGCACACGGGCGAGCUGCCGUACGCGUGCACGCGGUGCGCGCGCGCCUUCGCCGACAGCUGGAAGCGCAAGAACCACCUCAUGCGCGCGCACGGGCUCGGCCUCAGCGACAUACCGCGCAUGCGCAAGGACGGCCAACAGUAUUGACGCAAACAAACAAACAAACAACAAACAAAAACACUUUAUUGUGAACCAAAUGAUAACAAAAAGUAACAAAAUAUAUAUGACGCAAUUAGUAUUAUCCGAUUUGUGGUGAUAGAUAUAAUAAAUG